ACACAAAAACAUCCAUCCGAACUUCAUGCAGCGGAUCUCUCCUUUAAAAAAAAAGAAAAAAAAUGUUGAAUUUCAGCCUCAACUAUUUCUAAGAGUUACGUGGCAUUAAAAAAGAGUGAAAUCCAUCAGCCAAGCACAUAUUUAUAAUAUAAUACUAAAUCAAAAUUCAAAGUAACAAUCGAGUGAAAGAGAGCAAUAUCAGAAUCGAUAUGGAAUCAGAGCUCGGAGCAGGAUCAACAAUGGCGGUGAUGGUACUCUCUCCGACUGCGCUUCUUCUCUUCUUAAUUUCUCUUCAUCUGUUUGAAUCAUUGUUAUGGAAACCGGAAAGACUAAGAUCGAAGCUCCGUAAACAAGGAAUCGACGGUCCCUCACCUUCUUCUUCUCUCUUCGGAAACCUCUCUGAAAUCAAGAACAUCCGAGCCCUGACUUCACAGACGAAGAACACAGAAGACGAUUCGAUAACACAUAAUUGGACUUCGAAUCUCUUCCCGCAUUUGGAGCUGUGGCGGAAUCGAUACGGGCGGAACUUUGUGUAUUCAAGCGGGACGAUUCAGAUAUUGUGCAUAACGGAAAUGGAGACGGUGAAGGAAAUGAGUCUGUCAACGUCUUUGAGUUUGGGGAAGCCUGAUCACUUGUCGAAGGAUCGUGGGCCGUUAUUGGGCCUGGGGAUUUUGGCUUCAAGUGGCCCAAUUUGGGUUCACCAAAGGAAGAUCAUUGCUCCUCAACUAUAUCUUGAUAAAGUUAAGGUAAUAUAUCAAUUCUUGUAAAUUUUCCAAUAGCUUGAUUUGAACUUGGUAUGACUUGGACAAGUUUUAGGAGCAUUUUUCGGAAUGGUUUUGAAAUAGUUAAAAUCACUAUUAUCUUGGUCAAAAUUACUCUCAAACAUGUUUUUGAUAAUUUAAAAUUAGUUUCAUAUGUUUCAAAAUCGAAACGAUUUGAAUGGUUAAAAGCGCAUUUGGGAGUGAAUUUUGAGAUCGUUAGAAUCACCUUUAUCAUGUUCAAUAUCAAUUUAAUGUUUGAUUUUAUACUUUUUAAACACAGUUUUCAUGAAAAUAGAAUUUUAAUUAGUAAAAGCCCUUGUUUCAAAAUGAUUUUGAAGUCAUAAAGAUGAUUUUAUCCAUUUUAAAGUCACUCUUAAGUAUGCUUAUAUCCAAACAACUUUGCCCAUAAUUUGUCUUUGGGUUUUAAGCUUAGUUUCAAAAUCAGCUAACAUUAGAAUUCACUCAAUAUUGAAUGUCCAUGAUAAUAAGGAACAAGAUUGAAAUCCAAUGUGAUAAAAUGAUUAUAAUUCAAUUAACAUGUAGAAUGUAUUAGUGAUCAAGAGUUCCAUGGUUCAAAUCUCUCAGUCUUACUAGAUGUGGAGUAGCAUUUUUCAUAUCGUUCAUGUGCCUUGUAAUAAUUUAUGUUUGGUAUUCAUGUAAGUCCGCAUCUUACUUGUCACUUUGUCUAUAAAUAUUGGCAUUUGUGGAUCUCAAAAUAAUGCACAUUG
Molecule: messenger RNA, 1489 nt
Organism: Benincasa hispida (wax gourd)
Lineage: Eukaryota; Viridiplantae; Streptophyta; Magnoliopsida; Cucurbitales; Cucurbitaceae
Product: cytochrome P450 714C2-like
Molecular function (GO): monooxygenase activity; iron ion binding; heme binding
Source: RefSeq, a predicted model, not a curated record